GCCCAGAAUGGUGCUGGAAGGAAACCCCGAAGUGGGGGCUCCCCGAACCUCAGACCUCCAGCACCCUGGGAACCAGGGCUCUUGCGUCCUCUCUUCUCCUGGUGAAGAGGUGCAACCAGGCGAGGAGCCCAUCAAGUACGGCGAACUCAUCGUCCUGGGAUGCUGUGAGGAAGGAGGUGAGGAAACCGAGGCUCAGAGAGGGGAAGUGACUGGUCCAAGGGCACACAGCUGCUACAAUGGGUGUCUGUCAAGUGGGGACAAGGGUCGCCGGCGAAGCCGCCUGGCACUGAGCCGCCGGCCACAUGCCAACGGAGUGAAGCCAGACGUCAUGCACCACAUCUCCACGCCGCUCGUCUCCAAGGCGCUGAGUAACCGGGGCCAGCACAGCAUCUCGUACACACUGUCCCGGAGCCACUCGGUCAUAGUCGAGUAUACACAUGACAGUGACACAGACAUGUUCCAGAUCGGCCGCUCCACGGAGAACAUGAUCGACUUUGUGGUAACAGACACGUCGCCCGGAGGAGGGGCAGCCGAGGGCCCCUCUGCCCAGAGCACCAUCUCCCGCUACGCCUGCCGCAUCCUGUGUGACCGCCGGCCGCCCUACACUGCCCGCAUCUAUGCCGCUGGCUUCGACGCCUCCAGCAACAUCUUCCUCGGAGAGCGGGCAGCCAAAUGGCGGACCCCCGACGGCCUGAUGGACGGCUUAACCACCAAUGGGGUCCUGGUGAUGCACCCAGCGGGCGGCUUCUCUGAGGACUCAGCCCCAGGUGUCUGGCGGGAGAUCUCAGUCUGUGGGAACGUCUAUACUCUGAGGGACAGCCGCUCGGCACAGCAGCGGGGGAAGCUGGUGGAAAAUGAGUCCAACGUGCUGCAGGACGGCUCCCUCAUCGACCUGUGUGGGGCCACGCUGCUGUGGCGCACGCCGGCGGGGCUGCUGCGGGCACCCACGCUGAAGCAGCUGGAGGCCCAGCGGCAGGAGGCCAAUGCAGCGCGGCCCCAGUGCCCAGUGGGCCUCAGCACCCUGGCCUUCCCCAGCCCGGCCCGUGGCCGCACAGCACCUGACAAGCAGCAGCCCUGGGUCUACGUUCGCUGCGGCCAUGUCCACGGCUACCACGGCUGGGGCUGCCGGCGAGAGCGGGGUCCCCAGGAGCGCGAGUGUCCUCUCUGCCGUCUUGUGGGGCCCUAUGUGCCCCUGUGGCUUGGCCAGGAGGCCGGCCUCUGCUUGGACCCCGGACCGCCCAGCCAUGCCUUUGCACCCUGUGGCCACGUCUGCUCUGAGAAGACUGCCCGCUACUGGGCCCAGACACCACUGCCCCAUGGCACCCACGCUUUCCAUGCUGCCUGCCCCUUUUGUGGGGCCUGGCUCACCGGCGAGCAUGGCUGCGUCCGCCUAAUUUUCCAGGGGCCACUGGACUAGGCUCCCCAGAGCCCCCUGCUGCCGCGCCCGCCUGCCCACCCAGGUCCUCCACCUCCUGCAGCCUAGAGGGAGCUCUGCAUGCGGGACUCUACCUGCUGGCGCCUAGCCACACCAGAGGGAUGCGUUGGGUGGGCUGUGCCCCUCCCCUUUUAACUCUGGCCCCAAAGGUGUUCCUGAGACCCAUACCCCAGUUAGAGUGAUGGGGUCCUCAGCACCAACUCCAUCCUGGCCCGAUGGAAGGAAACCCACCCCCAUCCCUGGCCCUUCCUGGGGUGUCCCACAUCAUGCCGCCUACACUGUGCCCCUGGGGGAGUGAAGAGGCCCUGAGCCCCUGACCCCCAGUUUAGGCUGGCCAUGCCCUGAGCCUGCCGACCCAGCUUCAGAUAGUCACCCUGCUGCUGCCCCUGGGCCCUCUCUAAACCUUGCUGUUCAGCUGCCCUCACAAUCCCAUGUGUCCCGCAUGUGUGCAGUGCCUCCAGGCCCUGAGUAAGUUAAGGCGGGUGGCAGGCUGGGACCAGUAUCUGCUGAUACCCACUGUGGGCUGGACUCCAUGCCAGGUGGGUUCUGGGGACACAGAGACAAUCAGACCCGGUUCCCUGUCUGGUGGGGUUAACAGUCUUGUGGACAACAGUCUUGUCAAAUUGCCGAAUGACAGCAUGGCUUCCUGUGUGCCUGGAUCAGAGAUUUCCCCGGGGCCGUGGCGCAGGCCUCACUGGCAGGUGGAAAAGUGAGGAGGGUCACAGAGGACGUGGCAUAGGAACUCGGGAUCCCCCACAGGAAAGGGAGGUGCCAGUGGGCAGAAGGGACAGGUGGAGCUCAGGCUCCGAGCCUGGAUUCCCUGACUGGAGCUCUCGGCCGACUCCAAGGAACCUGCACCCACUGGCCAUCGAGUCCCGUGAGGAAGGGGGAGCCACAUCACCCCCACUGUGCAGGCUCCCACCUGCAGAACACUGAGGUCAGGGACUGGGAAAAGCCCCAAAGGAGCGCGGGGUCGGAGCCGUCCGUGUGGGGCGGGGGCGGGGCUCCCUGGUGCCCCGCGAGUGGCACCCAUGCCGC
Messenger RNA from Miniopterus natalensis, 2473 nucleotides. Lineage: Eukaryota; Metazoa; Chordata; Mammalia; Chiroptera; Miniopteridae. The record is from RefSeq and is a predicted model, not a curated record.